This is a messenger RNA of Dracunculus medinensis (Guinea worm), 990 nucleotides long. The record is from the annotation of a GenBank genome assembly. NCBI's taxonomy places the organism in Eukaryota, Metazoa, Nematoda, Chromadorea, Rhabditida, Dracunculidae.
AUGAACCGAUUCCAACGACGUGCUUCAGCACCGUUUUUAAAAGUUAAUAGUGGUGAAAUAGAGCAUCCUUUGCGAUACAUAGGCUCAAUUACACCACAUCAAUAUACGGAAGAUCCAACAGUAGCAUGGGAAAUGCUAAAGGUUAAAAGGCCUGUGAAGCUUGUGCGACAGAUGAGACUGGAUUCGCCGAUUAAAAAUGAUCAUGUGCGAUUUGUAUGCAUUGCUUGCCUUCAUGGCUCUUUGUUGAACCCAAUGACUAUCCCUCCUGGGGAUGUUUUAGUCAUCGCUGGUGAUAUUACCAAUUAUGGUUUUCCAGACGAAAUAAAAGCUUUCAAUGAGAAUAUGGCAAAAUUAAGAUAUCCGUUCAAAGUGGCAAUAGCCGGUAAUCAUGAUUGCACAUUCGAUGAAGCAUAUCUUAAAUCUUCAGGCAAAGAUAUUGGCGAAAAGGAAUUGGCGCUGAAGAAAAAACUGGUAGCAGCAUUGGCACAAUCGAAAAUAACCAACCCAAAAUCAUUGCUAACCGAAGUUAUAUAUCUUCAAGAUUCUUUAAUUGAAAUAUUUGGAAUCCGAAUAUAUGGAACUCCAUGGCAACCACGCUAUGACAACUUGGCAUUUAAUAUCAGUCGAGGGCAACAAAUUCUUGACAAGUGGAAUCAAAUUCCAGCAGGAAUCGAUGUACUUAUAACACACACACCACCACUUGGCCACGGUGAUAUGCUUCCAAGUGGUAUACGAGUCGGAUGUGUGGAAUUGUUAAAUUCCUGUGUGAGAAGGAUUCGACCAAAGUAUCAUAUUUUCGGCCAUGUACAUCAAGGUUAUGGCUGUACGAGUGACGGAUACACGAAAUUUGUAAACUGUUCUUAUCAAAAUGCAAAUGGAACGAAGAAUUCACCAAUUAUUUUCGAUAUGCCUAUAGGCGCUGAUAUGAAAUCUCAGUUCAUGAAUAAUUAUUUGAAAUUAAUGAAAAAACGUUCGUCACCGAAAGUUUAA